AAUGAUAAUUUGCUUCUCAUGUCUUGCAAGAAAAGUGUCCCCUCUGAUGUCCAGCAAUACCCCCGGUAGGUCUACGUUCGUUCAUUAAUGCAUUGCAUUGGCGUUGUUAUUUUUUUUACUACAUUUUUCUAUUUAUGUUUAUGCCAACUUUCGUUCAUAACUCCGAUUUCCUGGGACACUUUCGUUGGUACACAUUGCUUAGAUAUCACGCACUACACAAAUCUGUUAUUCAUAUAUCCGAGUCGCCCUGUUCGUAUCUCAGAAGCACUCUCUAAGCGAGCACCUAAUCUCUGCACACCUUGCAUUACCCAUGCUAUACUGUGUAUGGACACAGUACACCCCUCUCAGCGCGUCGAUCCCCAAUCGACAAUGAUCAACAAAAACAAGCCGUGCCAGGAAUUUCAACCGCCACGCCCCAGCAACAGCGUAUGCGCACCACAUUAGUCAAGGAAUGCGAACCGCACGUUCUAGAAUAUAGUAGAUCCAUCGGAGCUGAGAAGCACCUCAUACGAGGAAUUCCCUCGCGGACGAUCAAUGUGUUGAUCGAUAUAAAAAUAUAUAUAUGUACAAGGGGAGUG
Molecule: messenger RNA, 578 nt
Organism: Aspergillus caelatus
Lineage: Eukaryota; Fungi; Ascomycota; Eurotiomycetes; Eurotiales; Aspergillaceae
Exons: 2
Coding region: 88-444 (118 amino acids)
Source: RefSeq, a predicted model, not a curated record